Molecule: messenger RNA, 3322 nt
Organism: Monodelphis domestica (gray short-tailed opossum)
Lineage: Eukaryota; Metazoa; Chordata; Mammalia; Didelphimorphia; Didelphidae
Gene: HS3ST5
Product: heparan sulfate-glucosamine 3-sulfotransferase 5
Molecular function (GO): [heparan sulfate]-glucosamine 3-sulfotransferase activity
Source: RefSeq, a predicted model, not a curated record
UUUUUUUUUUUUUUCCUAUUGCUGAGCCGCUGCCUUUGGGGACCGGGGAGCGGGAGCAGCAGGAGGAGGGGGAGGGGGAGGGUUGGGGGCGGGGUGGGUGGGGAAAGGCCCUGGGAGGGGUGUGGACAGCAGCCACUCUGCAGCUGGCCGCCUGGGACCCCUCUUCCCUCGUGUGUCCCUCCGAGUGAUGGAGGGGAAGAGACUCGCUUAGACACGCACGCAGCUGGGCGCCUCUCCGGGAGGCGGUGGUGGCGGCGGCCGCAGCUGCUCUGCUUGCAAGAGGGAGCGGGCGGCGCCUGAUGCAGCUCAGCUCUGGCUGCGCCUCGGGAAGCACCCCGUAAGCCUUUCGCUAGCUGAGUGGUUCUGGGCGCCGGCUACGAGCGGGAAGAAAACCACCCAGAAGCCGCUUUGACUGUUGUUCUUUUUUAGAGGAGGUGGGGGCGAGCUCUGGGAGGGAGCUCCUUCAGCUGUCACUGCGGAACAAGGUCUUAUCCCCUCUUAGCGCAGGGUCUGGGGACAGUGCGGGGUGCAUAUGUGGAGACGAGGAUGCACAUCUCUUGCGCGCAGCCACUGGGAAUUGAGAGAGCUGGCACUGGGGCUCCAGAGCCCGCCUGCUCUAUGUCCUAGCCACUGGAACGGGCCCUGCUGCACCUGGCCUCUGCCUCUGGGAAGUGCAGGAAACGCGUCCUAAACUCCACUACUUCUUUUCUCCUCCCCCUCCUCCCAUCUCCACUCCUCUCUCCUCCCCGCCUCCCUCCCUCCCCAAUAUUUCGCUGCCUGCGUGUCUCUCCCUGCUCAUACAUACACACAUCACCACUAGGUCACUCACUCACUUGUGCUCGCUCAGUCUCGCAUUCUACUGAGCUGAAUCCUCAACCUCAGAAACAAGCCAUCGAACUUGGGAGCCUGGCCAUAAAAGCCACUCAUUUGCCCUCCAUCCAGACGGCUUCAGCAUUACUGAGCCCUUCGCCCGCCGGCCCGUCCGCCUGCCUGCCUCCACCUCGGCUCUCCUCCAGCGGCAGUGGCUCAGGAUGCCCGGUAAGUGAGUCAGGCAGAGACCACUAAGUCUCUGCCAAGCUGUAGCUAGGCUGGUCGGCUAGUUAUACCAUUCAUCAGCCCUUUUAAAUAGAAGAAACGGACAGCAAGGAAGGAGCAGUGGCCAAGAAAAAUCCCGAGAGUUGAACCAGUCUUGCUGACUUUAACCUAGGGCCACUUUCCGGGGUCUGAUUCCCUGGAGACGCUGCCCAGAAGAGGACUUUUAGACUCAACAAGUUGCUGGUUGCUCCAGCAGUGAUGCCUCGGUUACUCAACUGCAUUCCUGGAGUCACUUCUGUAGUCUCCUAGGCAAGUCUUGAAGCCCUUGGGAAUUAAAGACAGGAUCCAAGAAAUCCAUUCUUCUUUGCAUGUUCCCACGAUAUAGAUGUGCAGGACUUUCCGAAUGAUCAUACGGACACAAAGAUUGAAGAAGUCCUGAAGAUUGAUGGAGGGCCAUGCUAUUCAAACAGCAGGCGUUGCUGAGACAGAAGCUCUUUGUGCUGGGAAGUCUUGCUAUUGGAAGUCUCCUAUAUCUAGUUGCCAGAGUUGGGAGCUUGGAUAGACUGCAGCCCAUUUGCCCAAUUGAAGGUCGAUUUGGAGCCCGCAGUCAGGCUGAGAUCCCACUCCGGGCACUACAAUUCAAGCGUGGCCUUCUCCACGAGUUCCGGAAGGGCAACGCCACCAAGGAGCAGAUUCGACUCCACAAUCUGGUCCAGCAGCUCCCCAAAGCUAUCAUCAUUGGGGUGAGGAAAGGAGGCACCAGAGCCCUACUUGAGAUGCUGAAUCUACAUCCUGCUGUGGUCAAAGCCUCCCAGGAAAUCCACUUUUUUGAUAAUGAUGAGAAUUAUGCCAAGGGCAUUGAAUGGUACAGGAAGAAAAUGCCAUUUUCAUACCCUCAGCAAAUCACCAUUGAGAAGAGUCCUGCCUAUUUUAUCACAGAGGAGGUACCAGAAAGGAUUUACAAAAUGAACUCAUCCAUCAAGUUGCUGAUCAUUGUCAGGGAACCCACAACAAGAGCUAUUUCUGAUUAUACUCAGGUGCUAGAGGGAAAAGAGAGGAAGAACAAAACCUACUACAAAUUUGAAAAGCUGGCAAUAGACUCUAAUACCUGUGAGGUGAACACUAAGUAUAAGGCUGUGAGGACCAGCAUCUACACAAAACAUCUGGAGAGGUGGCUGAAAUACUUUCCAAUUGAGCAGUUUCACGUAGUAGAUGGAGAUCGGCUCAUUACUGAACCACUGCCAGAGCUCCAGCUAGUGGAGAAAUUCCUCAACCUUCCUCCCAGGAUCAGUCAAUACAAUUUAUACUUCAAUGCUACGAGGGGGUUUUACUGUCUGCGGUUUAACAUUGUCUUUAACAAGUGCCUGGCAGGCAGCAAGGGACGCAUUCAUCCGGAGGUCGAUCCCUCCGUAAUUACCAAAUUGCGCAAAUUCUUUCACCCUUUCAAUCAAAAAUUUUACCAGAUCACUGGGAGGACAUUGAACUGGCCCUAAAUGAAUAUAUCCUACAACACUGUGUGUUGUGCCAGGAGGGACACAGUGUCUUCUUUAGAUUCAAAUAUGCACUUUUCCAAAACACAGUUAUCCAAGUCUUUUUGUUUCUCCCAUAAAUACUUGUACAUAUGCAGUGUGUGACCAAAUAAACAGUGGGACCCAUUUUUUUUUCUACUAAGAAGUAAACUGAAAACAAUUUAAUCUCUACAUUGUUGCAUCAUUUUUUAGGCUAUUUAAAGAGAGAAGAGGUGGUAUUGGGGGGUGGGUUGGUAAAUGAAUUCAGCUCUUCUUACAAGAGUUAGUCUUCCUUUGAUUCAAAGUUUGUCACUUGCCAUUUUCAUAGAUCUAAGCCAAAUGAUUUCAAUGUGAAAAUAUACAUCUGGUUGUGAAGCUCCGGGAUAGAUCAAGAAAUAUGGAAUGAUAUGCAUAUUUCUAAGGGAAUACUGGCUCUUUAAUUCAGAGGCUGAAUUAGUGCCGUGAAACUGGGUCAUACUGUUUUCAUCUUAUUUCCAAGAAUGUCUUUUCUCAUAACAAUUGACAUCGUUCCAAAGUUCCCGUGGUGAGUUUGCACUAUUGUUUUCUCGUAUGGACUAUCGUGUCAUCUGUAGCAUGUCAAUCACAUGUCCAAGAGUCCAAUUUUUACCUUCUAUGUUGUAUGUCAACAAAGAGAAAUGUCAUGUACAUAGUGUAAAUUGCCUGUAAAUACUGGUUUCACAAUAAGUAAUUCUAUUUUGUAAACUGAAUAUGGCUAUUUAAUUUAUUGUGGAAAUUAAAUUUAUUGUGGUAUUUAAAAA